Rhododendron vialii is the source of this 948-nucleotide messenger RNA. RefSeq lists its product as uncharacterized. NCBI's taxonomy places the organism in Eukaryota, Viridiplantae, Streptophyta, Magnoliopsida, Ericales, Ericaceae. Gene Ontology annotation, molecular function: catalytic activity. The record is from RefSeq and is a predicted model, not a curated record. The transcript has a single exon. The coding region runs from base 1 to 948 and encodes 315 amino acids.
AUGUUGCUCGUUCAAGAAUCAAAAUUGGAAUCGUUGGAGAGAUUAUCUGUCCAAAAAAUGUGGGGUAAUGCUGAUUUUGAGUUUGUCUGUUCUAAUGCAAUCGGGGCAUCCGGGGGAUUGCUAUGUAUUUGGAAUAGAGAUUUUUUUAAAGUUGAUAGUGUUAUCAUACAGAGGUCGUUUAUUCAGGUGCAAGGGGUGAUUAACAAUAUAUUCCCUUGUGUGGUGGUGAACGUUUAUGCUCCGAAUGAGGUAGUACAGCGUAAACUUUUAUGGGAGGAAUUACUGAACGUUAAGGCUAGUUCUUCUAUUCCUUGGUGUGUGGGGGGAGACUUUAAUGAGAUUCAAGAUGUGAAUGAAAGGGUGGGAUGUUUGAGAAUUGAGAGGGGAAUGAGGGACUUCGUUGAUUUCCGUAAUAACAUGGAACUCAUUGAUCUCCCUAUGUUGGGGAGAAAUUUUACUUGGACAAAUUUUCAAGAUCGUGCCAUUCAUAGUCGGUUAGACAGAUUUUUGGUCUCAAUUCAGUGGAUGGAAAAUUUUAAAUUGCUUCAAUGGGGAUUGCCUAGACCUAUAUCUGAUCAUUGCCCCAUUGUGCUUUCAGAGGAUGGUAGGGAUUGGGGUCCAAGACCCUUCAAAUUUAUGGACAUCUGGCUGUCAAAUCCGAGUUGUAUGAAGUUGGCCAAGUCAACGUGGAAUGAAUGUCAGGUCACUGGUUGGGCAGGCUUCAUAAUCAUGCAGAAAUUGAAGGCAGUGAAACAUAAGCUGAAAGUAUGGAAUAAAGAAGUUUUUGGUGAUGUCACCUUAGCCUUACAAAAAACUGAGUCAGCUCUCCACCAAUUUGAGCUUCUAGAGGAAGAGAGACAGCUAAAUGAGGAUGAAAAUGCUGCAAGGUGCAAAACCAAAUCUGAGUUCUGGAGACUUUCUCGCUUAACUGAGUCUAUGUGGAGAUAG